AUGUCUCCCAACCCUUUCAGACGGUUCGCCGAUAGACGGAAAAGCUCGAAACGCCAAACUUCCUCGCCACCCGCACAAGCCAUAGAGCCCGUCCCUCCUCCACAAAUACAAGAGCCACAGGCAGCGGCGCAGCCAAGCCCCCUGCUCCAGCAGCCAGAAGCAGCGGAGCCGCCUCCUUCUCCGCCAACUCUCCAGCAGGAUGUCGUUGCAGUAAAUCAGCACGAAACAGCCAAUAACAACAAUUCUGAGGGGACAUUCAAUCAUGUGAAUGGAAACCAGAACUACGAUACUAGUACAGCCUACCAGGGAGACGUAUACGAAGGGGACUACUUUGCAUCGUCUAUUCAAGGUGGCAACGUCGGGGGGCGCGGCAACACGAACGCAAUCUUCAAUGGUGGGAGCUCGUUUGAUCUACCUCGGCGAGGUAGCGGUACUGCCAGGUCAGAGAUACGAGGCCUGGAGGCCAAAGCAGAGUACUUCCAAUCGGAAAUCGAUCGACUGAUGGAUGAAAUGGGCCUGAGCGAGGAGGAGAAGCUGGAACGCAAAAUAACGGAGCUACAAAUAACAUAUCGAACCUUGCAGCGGGAAGCUGCUUCACCUCGAUCGGGGCCAGGGCAAGAUGACUAUUAG
Pleurotus ostreatus (oyster mushroom) is the source of this 630-nucleotide messenger RNA. RefSeq lists its product as uncharacterized. The record is from RefSeq and is a predicted model, not a curated record. Bases 1 to 630 code for a protein of 209 amino acids. The transcript is spliced from 3 exons. NCBI's taxonomy places the organism in Eukaryota, Fungi, Basidiomycota, Agaricomycetes, Agaricales, Pleurotaceae.